AUGGCGACCUCCGGGGGAGAUCCCCAGAGAAGGAAAGCUACCUCUCUCCCAGGAGGCUCGAGCGGUUCAAGAGGUGGAGCCCCGCCGGCAGUGGUUCGCCCAGAAAAAAAACUCUGGUCUUCAUUUCCCACGGCGCAGAGGCUGAUGAAUUCUUACAAAGCCUCCACCUCCUCCUUCCUGCUCCAGCACAUCAUUCACCGCUAUCCGGAGUCGGACCCAGAGCUGGAGGAAUCCGAGGGCGAGGGCGAGGGCGUGGGCGUGAACGAGGAGCGAAUGGAUUCCGAGGCGUCCUCAGAGUCCGAGCUGCUGAAUUUGGAGGGUGAGUUUGAUGGGGUCCUGAGAGAGGAGGCCGUGGCUGAGGCACUCUACCAGUUGGGGCGCUCCGGUUCCGGGACUGAGCAGGUCUUCCUCAACCUAUCUUUAUCGGUGAGU
This is a messenger RNA of Myotis brandtii (Brandt's bat), 432 nucleotides long. Its product is annotated as leucine-rich repeat and guanylate kinase domain-containing protein-like. The record is from RefSeq and is a predicted model, not a curated record. The transcript is spliced from 2 exons. The annotation marks the transcript as partial. NCBI's taxonomy places the organism in Eukaryota, Metazoa, Chordata, Mammalia, Chiroptera, Vespertilionidae.